Leptinotarsa decemlineata (Colorado potato beetle) is the source of this 907-nucleotide messenger RNA. RefSeq names its product circadian clock-controlled protein daywake. The record is from RefSeq and is a predicted model, not a curated record. Gene Ontology annotation, biological process: multicellular organismal reproductive process. NCBI's taxonomy places the organism in Eukaryota, Metazoa, Arthropoda, Insecta, Coleoptera, Chrysomelidae.
AAAUAUAACUUGAAGAAUGAGACACUUGAUCAUAGUUGGUGAUACAAGUACAAGUUACUCUCGUCUCGUUUGUUGUCUCACCUUGAUCUUGUUUAUCAUCUUUGAACAUCGAAAAUGAAAGUUCUUUAUUUGGUAGCGUCGCUGAUAGGCGUAGCAUAUAGCAAGAAUUUACCUUCUUUCGUAGAGGUGUGCCACAGACCGGACGCUAAAAUAAAGGACUGUCUAGUCAGAAAUAUUGAAAAGUUGCGACCCAUGUUUCUCAAAGGCAUUCCUGAACUUCAAAUUCCAUCUCUGAAUCCCCUCAUCAUACCAAAAGCUAGUCUCGAGAUCGGCGAUAGAUUCUCUGCAGAUUUCAAUGAGAUACAGAUUUUCUUCGCCAAUGAAUUUGUCAUCGAAAAACUAGAUUUCAAUGUGGAAAAUUUCAAACUGGAUCUGUCGAUUUUAUUUCCUAGGCUGAGAAUUCUGUCGAAUUAUAACAUCAAAGGAAAACUUUUAGUAUUGGAAUUGGAUGGUAGCGGAUCGGCCGAUGGAAAUUAUACUAACGUCAGAGCCCACUUCAAAGGUGAAGGUGUCCACUACGACAAAGGCGGAAAGGACCACAUCAAACUGGACAAAACCUCGAUUGAUAUGGAAAUCGGAAAGCCACAUCUCUUUUUUGAUCGCAUCUUCGGAGACAACGAAGAACUCAAUGCCAAUACGAAUAAAGUCAUCAACGAGAACAUAGAGACGCUCAUAUCCGAACUGAAGCCUGUUAUAUCCAAAAUCGUGCAAGAAUUCAUUUCUGGAAUCACCAACAAUCUAUUUGAAAAAUACACUUUCGAUGAAUUGUUCCUUAAAAAUUAAAUGAUGGAUAGAAUUUAGGGAAACUGUAACUUUGACGAAAUAUAUAUGAUUUAUUUUUGCAAUA